Molecule: messenger RNA, 937 nt
Organism: Anastrepha obliqua
Lineage: Eukaryota; Metazoa; Arthropoda; Insecta; Diptera; Tephritidae
Exons: 2
Coding region: 37-915 (292 amino acids)
Biological process (GO): regulation of transcription by RNA polymerase II
Cellular component (GO): transcription regulator complex; nucleus
Source: RefSeq, a predicted model, not a curated record
AUUCAAUUUGUUGCUUGUGUUUAUUUAAGAACAGAUAUGACGGACACUGAGCUUAUCCUGAAAAUAAUUAAUGCUGUAAAACAACGCGAUUGUCUGUGGAAUGUGCAUUCAUCAGAAUAUGCAAAGCGGGACAAACUAGAAAAAGCUUGGCAAGAAGUUGCCGAUGACGUUGGCAGACCGGAUGUAUUUUGUCGUGAAAAGUGGCGAAAUGUGCGCACUGGCUUCCUACGAAGUAUCCAGUAUAACAAUAAUGCACGUACUGACAAUGGUGAUAGUACCGAAGAUGUGCCCACACCACGUCGUAAACGUUUCUACUUGUAUGAUGAAAUGAAAUUUCUCUUGCCGUCAACAGAAACUAUAGGGCAAACAAAAAAGAGAAGAAAACUUUCCCGAGGUACUAAACCAAGGACAUCAAAUGACGAGCCUAGCGGAGAAUAUGUCGACACCGUAUCCACAAUACAAACGUACGCUGCAAAUGAAGAUACCAAACGCAACAGUAAUGAGGUAAUACAGAGUACCAAUGCUACCUAUCCAGAGCUAUUGAAUGAACUACAGCUCACCCCUAGCACACCUAAACCGUUGGUGAUGAAAAUUAACCAAUCACCUCCGAUCAAGAUUGACGAAGCGAAAGGCGAACAAAAUAUGCAUUCAACUCCCAUAGUUGCCCCUACCGUUGCAGCGAAAUGCGAAGUUGAAAAUAAUACAACGAUCCCGGAAUCUUUCAAUGCAACUGCGAAACGUAACGAAUGCGAUGGUCGCGAUGAACAACAGUUACUGGCCUUUUUUCGUGGCAACAUCGACGAUAUAUUGUCACUUCCUCGUCACAAACAACGUUUGUUUAAACGACGAAUGUUGGAACUUAUCGACGAUUUACAUCGCCCAGAUAAUAGUGUAUCAACUAGCCGCUACUGUUAAAUAAAAUCUUAUCGGAUUGUAA